UCUAACCGAACCGACCGGUUCGCGGGUUAAGUGAAAGCUCUAGGGUUUAUGAUUAGCUCAGCCAAGUUUCUUCUUUUCACAGCUUCUUCUGUGCUCGUAGACAGCUUUGAGGUCGACGACUCCAAGUUUGCUCGACAGUUUUGAGCUUUAGGGGUGUUUAAGAUGGCUGGGGGAUCAAAGAUGUCUAAAAGAGCAAGACUUUAUGAAAGUGAAUCAGAAGAGAUGAGCGAGCCUGAUGACAAUCUCGAGGUCGAAGGGGAGAGUGAAGAUGAAGAGUUGUCUGAUGGUGAAGGAGAUAGCAUGGAAGGGAGUGAAGAGGAAGAUGAAGAAGGAGAUAGUGAGGAAAGUGAUGAAGGAGGUGAGAAGGAAGAUGUGGAUGGAGAAAGCGAUGAACUUGAUGAUGGAGAUGACGAAGAAAGCGAGAGUGGCGAUGAAGAGGAUGAUGACAAUAAAGAUGCUGCCAUGGAAGAGCUUGAGAAAGAGUACCAGGAGCUCCGUUCACAGGAACAGGAUAUAUUGAAAAACCUGAAGCGUGAUAAGGGUGAGGAUGCUGCUAAAGGUCAAGCUGUGAAGAACCAGAAGGCUCUUUGGGAUAAAACUUUGGAGUUCAGAUUCUUACUUCAGAAAGCAUUUAGCAGUUCAAACAGAUUGCCACAGGAGACUGUCAAAUCGUCUUUUUGUUCGGAAGAUGAGAAGGUCUCAACAGCAUAUUCAGAGCUAAUUACUUCGUCUAAGAAGACAUUAGAUUCCCUCUUGGAGUUGCAAGAGGCUUUGUUUGAGAAGAAUCCCUCGGUUGACCAACAAGCAAAUGGUACCGAAUCCAUUAAAUCAGAUGCAGAAGAUAGCGAUGAAUGGCACCGAGUAUCUGACAUGCAGAAAAGAAUGUGUGUGUUCCGAAACAAGGCUGUGGACAAAUGGCAAAGAAGAACACAAGUCACAACUGGUGCAGCUGCUAUUAAAGGAAAGCUCCAUGCCUUUAACCAGAACGUUAGUGAGCAGGUUGCUUCUUACAUGAGGGAUCCAAGUAGAAUGAUUAAGCAAAUGCAACAAUCAAGAUCUACUGUUGCUGUUUUUGGAACUGUCCCUGAGGAAACCAUGGAACCAAAACAACCAAAACAAGAGGAAAAACAAGUUGAAGGAGACCCUGAACUUGUGGAGGAUGCAGAAUUCUAUCAACAGUUACUAAAGGAGUUCUUUGAGACCAUCGAUCCAGCUUCCUCAGAGGCGGCUUUCUACGCAAUGAAGAAGUUUCAAACAAAGAAGAGGAAAGUUGUGGAUCGGCGUGCCUCCAAGAGCCGAAAGAUCAGGUAUAAUGUGCACGAGAAGAUAGUCAACUUCAUGGCUCCACGACCUGCCAAGAUUCCUCCAAACACUGCAGAUUUGCUGAAGAAUCUGUUCGGUCUCAAGAACAGAAACGGUCUGUCUGAAGCAUAAAGUUUUAACAAAACCGCAGGAAUAGAUUUGAUUACUUCUUUUUGGUGUGUGCUGUGUUGUUGUAUUACAAUCUUUUGAUAGUGGAAAACUCAUUUAUAUAUCAAACAUCAUUUCAGUUUUCUAAUAA
This is a messenger RNA of Brassica rapa (field mustard), 1561 nucleotides long. RefSeq lists its product as uncharacterized. Gene Ontology annotation, cellular component: nucleolus; nucleus. The record is from RefSeq and is a predicted model, not a curated record. NCBI's taxonomy places the organism in Eukaryota, Viridiplantae, Streptophyta, Magnoliopsida, Brassicales, Brassicaceae.